This is a messenger RNA of Ceratosolen solmsi marchali, 2717 nucleotides long. RefSeq names its product G-protein-signaling modulator pins (gene pins). Lineage: Eukaryota; Metazoa; Arthropoda; Insecta; Hymenoptera; Agaonidae. The coding region runs from base 446 to 2281 and encodes 611 amino acids. Gene Ontology annotation, biological process: establishment of mitotic spindle orientation. The record is from RefSeq and is a predicted model, not a curated record. Gene Ontology annotation, cellular component: cell cortex. The transcript is spliced from 3 exons. Gene Ontology annotation, molecular function: G-protein alpha-subunit binding; GDP-dissociation inhibitor activity.
UGUGAGACUCGAAACGAAACGAAACUCUCGCGAGGGCUAAUGACUCAUUACUAAUAAGGGAGGAGUCGUGUUGAGUAAGUGACGCCAUUUCAAUUUACAAAUUCUGUUUACAAAUUUAUAUUAUUUUCAUUGACUGAAUCGAGUGAACCCAGUGCCACAUUAUUAUUAUUAUUCUUAAUAUAAUUUUUAACGCAUGUCUGAGUUCUGCGUUACGAUACAGAGUUUCAUUACCUUGGGACUCUUCUUUUCAUACGAUAAUUUUCAUCGUAACUGGAACACAAAAAUUAAGAUUAUACAUGCAGAUCAACAAAGAUAAUAAGAGCAAAAAUUUAAUAAAGCAAUUUUAGACAAAACAACAUGCUAUAAUGUUAGGUGCUAAUUGAUAUAGACAGUCGUUUUGAUAAAAAGAAUAGAGUUGAGAGAUUUUGAAAAUUAAAUAGUCACAAUGUCGUUAAGUGCUAGUGCAGAAAACUUGACGACCGAAGGUCAGUUAAGUGGUAGCGAUUCAAACAUGUGUUUGGAAAUUGCUUUAGAAGGUGAACGUCUUUGCAAAGAUGGAGAUUGCAGAACUGGAGUGGCUUUUUUUCGAGCAGCCAUUCAAGCUGGCACCGAUGAUCUAAGAACACUCAGUGCCAUUUAUAGUCAACUAGGAAAUGCCUAUUUUUAUCUUGGAGACUACGUGAUGGCUAUGCAGUAUCACAAACACGAUUUAACAUUGGCAAGAUCCAUGGGUGAUAAAUUGGGGGAAGCAAAGUCGAGUGGAAAUUUGGGAAAUACAUUGAAAGUUUUGGGUAAAUUUGAUGAAGCAAUGAUUUGUUGCAAACGUCAUUUAGAAAUAUCGAGGGAAAUUGGAGAUAAGUUAAGCGAAGGUAGAGCAUUAUAUAACUUAGGAAAUAUAUACCACGCUAAAGGUAAACAUAAUAGUAGGGAAGGACAUCAAGGUCCGGGUGAAUAUUCGGAAGAAGUUAAAGAAUGCUUGCAACAAGCCGUCAGUUAUUAUCAAGAUAAUUUAAAAUUGAUGAAGGAACUUGGUGACUCUGCAGCUCAAGGUCGCGCAUGUGGUAAUUUAGGAAACACGUAUUACUUGCUAGGUGAUUUUCAGAAGGCAAUUCAAUACCAUAAUGAUCGACUCAAAAUAGCUCGUGAAUUCGGUGAAAAAGCAGCAGAAAGAAGAGCUAAUAGCAAUUUGGGAAAUUCUCAUAUUUUUCUAGGCGAGUUUGAAAAAGCUGCCCAACAUUAUCGACGCACUUUGGUUCUGGCCCAAGAACUUGGUGACCAAGCAUUUAAAGCACAAGCUUGCUAUUCUCUAGGCAAUACGUACACACUGCUUCGGGAUUACGAUGCGGCCAUUGAAUAUCAUUUACAACAUCUCUUCAUAGCCCAACAAUUGAAAGAUAGAGUGGGAGAGGGACGGGCUUGCUGGUCUUUAGGCAAUGCUUACUCGGCAAUGGGAAAUCAUGAAAAAGCACUCUAUUACGCCAAAUUACAUUUACAGAUUUCAAGAGAACUUGGUGACGCAAUGGGCCAAGCAACUGCGCAAAUGAAUGUUGUCGAUCUUCAAAAAAUUUUGGGUAUUGAAAAAGUUGAUGACGAUAAAAAAAAUCUCAAUACAGCCUCGGUGAAUAUCAUUGCUUCAUCGCCCGGUAGAUACAGACUACGUAGGCAAAGUAUGGAUAAUUUGGAUCUCAUAAAACUCACCCCUGAUACUAAAUCAAAAGAAUCGCAAGGGACUUUCCAUGCUCGAGCUGGAAUGGCUCCGGAACCAUCGCAAAAGGAGGAAGAAGACGAAGAAAACUUCUUUGAAUUACUUUCACGAUUUCAAUCAGGGCGCAUGGAUGAUCAACGCUGCGUUCUUCGUACAAAUCAGAAGAAAAAUAUUGGAUUAAAUCAAAACAACGACAAAGAUGAAGACGAUUUAUUGCAAUUGAUAGCUGGAAUGCAGAGUAAACGAAUGGAUGAGCAGCGUGUAACAUUGCCAUACCUACCAGGAUUAAAUAUCACAAAAAGCAAAGCGUCUGUUAAAACGUCAAAUCAAUCCUUGGUUGAUGACGAUUCGUUUAUUGAAAUGUUAGCUCGGUGCCAAAGCUCUAGAUUAGAAGAUCAGCGCAGCCCACUGCCAACUUUCCCUGUUCUCAAAGAUGUCGAUGAACAAGAAUCACAAAAUAAUGAUAAUAGUCCAUCUGGAGCUACAGUUCCUGAGGAGGAUCUGUUUACCCUUAUACAGAGGCUCCAAGCAGGUCGCAUGGAAGAUCAGCGUGCUAAAGGGCCAAUUAAAAUAUAAGUUGUAAAAUUAGCAUUGUAUAUUGCGUAUACUGUCUGUAUAUUAUAAUUUCAUACAAUUGAUAAUCGGAUAUUUAGAAAAAUUAUGUUUUUAUUAAGUUUUAGCUCAUUGGACUUUAAAAACCAGACUAUAAACAAUUGUGAGCUCUUGACCCACAGUUCAAGCUCACAAAUACUUUAAUAAUAAAAACUAAGCUUUUAUUAGAUCAUAUUCGAAAGAAAAAUGAAAAAAAAAUUUAGAUAUCAAUAACCGCUCAAAUAGUUAUUACUAGAUUAAUUAAAAUGUCCCUUCCAAAAUAACUGAUUUGAGUGCUCAUAGAAAUAGAUAUUCAAUUGAAAUUGUGAUGACAAGGCUGUUAAUACACAAUUAAUUCUCUUGAUAUAAUUAAAAAAUUAUUUUUCAUUAUCAAAAUCAUUUUAACAGGAUACAAUUGUUA